AUGCCUUCCAUCGAUCUCCUCUCUGUUUCCCGUCAUUUUACCCUCGCCGAAUCAGCACAUCCCGCAAACGGCCCGAUGCUAUCUCCGGCAGAGUAUGCAACCCGCUGCGCAUCCAUCAACGCGCGCUACGACGAGAAGCUACGACAGUGCCAAGCCUCUUUCCUCGCCUUCAAGAUCGCGGCCACCCGUGACAUCAGCAUGAACAUCCCCGCAGGUUUGCAGCGCAUGACCCAGCUCAACUUCAAGGAGGACUCGGAGGUGCUCAAGAUUGAGUUUGAUCGGGAGGAGGAGCUGCGCGAGCUAAACAAGGCGGCAGGGUACGGUGAGUCCUCCAAACACCAUGGGCUCACAAUAGGUCAGGCGCCCAGCAUGGCUCAGCCCCCACAAACGAGCCACAACAAGAGCGCUAGCGAACGUGCGGUCGCCGUCGGCGCUCUCGCUGGCAUUGCACGCGGGCUCCUCCAUCCCGAGGACCAGAGGACUCGCCAGGAGAUCGACUUCUGGGUCGCCAAGUUCGAGGCUGCCAAUGGAUCCUAA
Molecule: messenger RNA, 537 nt
Organism: Trichosporon asahii var. asahii CBS 2479
Lineage: Eukaryota; Fungi; Basidiomycota; Tremellomycetes; Trichosporonales; Trichosporonaceae
Exons: 1
Coding region: 1-537 (178 amino acids)
Source: RefSeq, a predicted model, not a curated record